CUCUCAGAGCGCGUCCAUCGCGCGCAUUCGUUACCCAUGCUCCGGGUCCUUCUCCUCUCCCUCCUUCUCCUUAUUCUCGAUCUUGCCUAUGCUGCCGACCUUUACAAAAUAUUAGACGUCCACAAAUCAGCGUCGGACAAGGACAUUCGUCAUGCCUACAAGAAACUCAGUCGCAAAUUCCACCCCGACAAGAAUAAGGACCCCGGAGCAGAGGACCGUUUUGUCGAAAUAGCUCACGCGUAUGAGGUUUUGUCUGACCCAAAAAAACGCGAAAUUUAUGACCGGCAUGGAGAGGAGGGGCUCAAGGCACACGAAAGUGGCCAGCACCACGCAAAUCCUUUCGACAUGUUCUCUAAUUUCUUCGGUGGCGGCCACCACCAACAACAAGCGCGACGUGGUCCUAGUUCUGUUACCGAGUUCGAAGUCGAGCUUUCUGACAUCUAUAAGGGUGCAAACAUUGACUUCAUGAUCAAGAAACAUAUUCUUUGUGACCACUGUCGAGGAUCUGGCGCUGCGUCAGAUGGAGAUAUCCAUACCUGCUCAGGCUGUGGAGGCUCUGGAGUAAGGUUGGUCAAGCAACAAAUCUUCCCUGGGAUGUUCGCUCAGAGCCAAACAACCUGCAAUGAUUGUGGUGGACGAGGGAAGGUUAUUGGCAAGAAAUGUCCGCAUUGCAAUGGUGAGAAGGUCGUCGAUUAUUCCGGUCACUACACGCUCGAUAUUCUACCUGGCAUGCCUGAAGGCCACGAAGUCGUAUUUGAAGGCGAAAGCGAUGAAAGUCCCGAUUGGGAGCCCGGAGAUGUUGUUUUACGAGUUCGCAGCCGUAAGAACAAGGGUGGAUGGCGAAGAAAGGAGAGCAGUCUCUACUGGCGAGAAACUAUUGGUGUUGACGAGGCACUUUUGGGAUUCGAUCGCAAUUUGACGCACCUCGAUGGACAUGUUGUUCGACUACAACGUAAAGGUGUUACUCAACCAGGUUUUGUGCAAACCAUAGAGGGGGAGGGAAUGCCUCAUUUCGAAAAACCAACGUUUGGAGACCUCUACGUCGAAUAUAAUGUGGUCCUACCGACAGAAAUAUCGCCGCCGAUUCGUCGCAAACUGGCGGAAGCUUUCCACCCGUCUGACUCGAGGCAUGACGAGUUAUAA
Messenger RNA from Mycena indigotica, 1143 nucleotides. RefSeq names its product Chaperone protein DnaJ. Bases 37 to 1143 code for a protein of 368 amino acids. NCBI's taxonomy places the organism in Eukaryota, Fungi, Basidiomycota, Agaricomycetes, Agaricales, Mycenaceae. Gene Ontology annotation, biological process: response to heat; protein refolding. The transcript has 11 exons. The record is from RefSeq and is a predicted model, not a curated record. Gene Ontology annotation, cellular component: cytoplasm. Gene Ontology annotation, molecular function: Hsp70 protein binding; ATP binding.